This is a messenger RNA of Alligator sinensis (Chinese alligator), 1722 nucleotides long. RefSeq names its product runt related transcription factor 3 (gene RUNX3). The coding region runs from base 45 to 869 and encodes 274 amino acids. Gene Ontology annotation, biological process: hemopoiesis; regulation of transcription by RNA polymerase II; regulation of cell differentiation. The transcript has 5 exons. NCBI's taxonomy places the organism in Eukaryota, Metazoa, Chordata, Crocodylia, Alligatoridae. The record is from RefSeq and is a predicted model, not a curated record. Gene Ontology annotation, cellular component: nucleus. Gene Ontology annotation, molecular function: RNA polymerase II cis-regulatory region sequence-specific DNA binding; DNA-binding transcription factor activity, RNA polymerase II-specific; ATP binding.
UGGUAGCCCUGGGUGACGUACCUGAUGGAACGGUAGUAACAGUCAUGGCUGGAAACGAUGAGAACUAUUCUGCAGAGCUCAGAAAUGCCUCCGCCAUCAUGAAGAAUCAAGUGGCAAGAUUUAAUGAUCUCAGAUUUGUCGGGCGAAGCGGCAGAGGGAAAAGCUUUACGCUGACCAUCACCGUGUUCACAAACCCCACGCAAGUUGCCACCUAUCACCGAGCUAUUAAAGUGACUGUGGAUGGACCCCGGGAACCAAGAAGACACAGACAAAAACUAGAGGACCAAGCCAAAUCCUACUCUGAUCGCUACAGUGAGCUGGAUCGUCUGCGCCAGUCUAUGAGAGUCACCCCAGCAGCUCCCAACCCCCGCGGAUCCUUGAGUGCCCCAGGUCACUUCGGGUCGCAGGCUCAGACUCCGAUGCAAGGCCCGUCGGACCUGAGCCCCUUCCCGGACCCCCGCCAGUUUGACCGCUCCUUCUCCGCGCUGCCUGCCCUCACUGAAGGCAGGUUUUCGGACCCCCGGAUGCAUUACCCCGGUGCAAUGUCGGCUGCCUUCCCCUACACCGCCACACCUUCAGCCACGGGGAUUGGUGGCAUCAGCAUGGCCAGCAUGCCCACCACGACCCGCUUCCACCACACCUACCUGCCUCCGCCCUACCCCGGCUCUACCCAGAACCAAAGUGGACCUUUCCAAACCAACCCGUCUCCUUACCAUUUGUACUACGGCACCUCGUCCGGAUCGUACCAGUUCUCCAUGGUGGCAGGGGGCGAGCGCUCACCCACGAGGAUGCUCUCCUCUUGCACAAGUGCCUCAGCAGUAACAUGGCCGAGCCCGUGCCUGACAGCCCUACUCUGUAUGUUUACAUGAGAUUUUUUUUUUCUUUUUUUUUUUAAAUGUGAUGCGUUACUCUUGCCUCCUGGCCUAGACAUUAAGUUUCUUCCCCUUCCUAGUUAGUCUUCUUGAUGAUGGUGUCUAAGAAGAAUGCAUUUGGGACACUCCAGUGUGUGACGUGCACUUACAAAUGUACUAGCAUCAAAGGGACUCCAAAGCCUUUGGGAUGCGUGACAGCCAAGCUCGAGGCUCACCCUCGCCUUCGAGUGGUGUACGUGCAGCUGUGGCAAUGCUUCCUAUUUAUUUCAUGGCUCUCCCCCACAUUUUCACCCUGAGUGGAGCAAUGCAUGAUGGAUUUGUUGUUAAUCAAGAGCUGAUGGCUGUCAGCUGAUACGGAAAGUACUGCCUGAGAUUUGUGCAACCCCUCAUGUCUAACAUACCCAUCCUGUGGGGCUUAGCCUAGUGAAACAACAUUAUAUGGCCCUUCUCCCCUCAAAGUGCUUUGCACACUGCAAACGGUGAAUUAGGCCACGGUUAUCCCCAGUUGGCAGAUAGAUAAACUGAGGUAGGGAUACAGCCAGCAGCAUGGAGAGACUAGAAACAGGAGAGGCAUCCCUUAGCUGUGUAGCCUUCUCAGGUACAUUAGUCAUAAGGCGCACACACAUUUUUAGGAUUAUUAUAGCCGUGUGUGUAUUUAACAAAAUGCAUGGCUAAUGAUAAGCAACUGCCUGUCCAGUUAAUCAGAGAGCUUCGCAAACUUAGGUUGUUCUCUCUCUCCCCCUCGACAUAGGAUAUUCAUGGACUCAGAAAAUGAGGGUUGGAAAGGACCCCAGGAGGUCACAUCCAGUCCAACCCCCUGCUCAGAGCAGAACCAGCCCCAACUAGAUCA